Saprolegnia diclina VS20 is the source of this 360-nucleotide messenger RNA. RefSeq lists its product as hypothetical. The transcript is spliced from 3 exons. NCBI's taxonomy places the organism in Eukaryota, Oomycota, Saprolegniomycetes, Saprolegniales, Saprolegniaceae. The coding region runs from base 1 to 360 and encodes 119 amino acids. The record is from RefSeq and is a predicted model, not a curated record.
AUGACGGCAAGACUUGUGAGCGAGAGCGAAGACUACGACGACGAGCUUGUGAGCGAGAGCGAAGACUACGACGACGAGCCGACGGCCGCUGUCGAGAAGGGUGCGUUGUGCCUUCUCUGCCAAGCUCGACCGCGCACGGCGGGCAUGGCGCACGGCUACUACAUCCAUAUCUACUGCUGCUUUGAAUGCGGCAAGAAGGUGUUUCGAGAGCAGAAGGUUUGCGACGUGUGCACGCGGCCGAUCGACCGGGUCAUGCACGUGCUCCCGCUAAGCACCCAGGCCGAAGCGUGGAUCCGCAACGUGCGGGAGAGCGCAUCUCAAGCGAGCGACUGGAGCAUCGAGUCGCGCCCAGACCAGUGA